ACGCCAUCGCAUUGCGACGCUCUUGCUCAUUCGUUCGCUCGUCGUUCGUCUGGUGCUCCGCGCUUUGGACUUAUACGUUUUUCGUGCUUCUUCGCAUUUUGGAUACACACACCUUCAACAUGCCGGCCGAUAGGGUGCCCAGCAAAGCAAGUGAACUCCGACGGAGCACAAAGCCCAUCAUGGAAAAGCGACGAAGGGCAAGAAUCAAUCACAGCCUUACAGAGCUGAAGAAUCUCAUCUUGGAUGCCCUUAAGAAAGAUAAUGCCCGACACUCAAAGUUGGAAAAGGCCGACAUCCUUGAGAUGACCGUCAAGCACCUGCAGACACUGCAGCGUCAGCAGCGUGCCAGGGCCAUCGUCUCGGACGUCGGCGUUCCCGACAAGUUCCGCGCUGGCUUUCGCGAAUGCGCUAACGAAGUGGGACGUUACCUGAGCCGCGUCGACGGCGUCGACCAGACUGUCCGCCAACGGCUUCUGGGCCACCUCACGUCCUGCGUGGGCAGCCUGUCUUCACCACCGCCCAGCCCCAUCGAAGACGGCAACCCACGCUUUUUCAACGGUGUUCCCCUCCUGCCCACCAGGCUACCUACUGGAGAGAUCGCCUUCCUUCUGCCAGCAUCGCAACAGGCUCAGUUGUCUGUCUACACCGCACCGCCGUCGCCACCAAUGAACGAUCUCGGUUCUUCUGGUAUCCUCAGCCCUGCCGCCAGUGACAGGUCGUCUAUUGGAUCUCCGAGCCCAGUCUCCUUCGUCCAGUCGCCUCCACCAGCCAUGAAAGUUGCCCCAUGUGCCUUUGUGCAACCGCCUCAGCAAAUGGUCAAGGUUGAAGAUGAAGCAGUGUGGAGACCCUGGUGAACGGUGGACUUACUCCAGCCUGAUUAACAUUUAUAAGAACGUGGCGAAGUACACCACUGAAGGGCCAUGUCGUCCCUUACACGACCCCUCGCCUUCGGAGGAGUCUUCUAGUGCCUGGACAGCCACGAAGACCUGUGGUUGUCAUCCUGGUCAGCCGUGAUCUCAAGAACCACCGUGCCUUGUCAACAGCAAUCGAGGACUUAAGAUCUCAAGAGACAGCAACGCUUUUUGGCGUCUUCCUGGAGAAGAACCACGUCUUUGCUAUGUCAGAGGUCCUUUGAUUUGUUUGUACAACUUUUAUCUGCCUUACACCACCACGUUGCCUUGUAAGCUGUCGCUAUUCGCGAGUUUAUCUGUGAUAUUUGUAUUCGCUCCACUGCACAGUGGUGCACCUGUGACCAUAUUUAUAUAUUUAUGGAGUUUAUCCUGAGAUGAGAUGAAAAAAACAAAAAAUGAUACGCUUUGAGGGAGUUCCUCAUAGCAAAAUAAAAGAUAUACUGAGAAUUGCAA
Messenger RNA from Ornithodoros turicata, 1364 nucleotides. It is a transcript of the gene hry, whose product is annotated as transcription factor HES-4-A-like. The coding region runs from base 120 to 854 and encodes 244 amino acids. Lineage: Eukaryota; Metazoa; Arthropoda; Arachnida; Ixodida; Argasidae. Gene Ontology annotation, cellular component: nucleus. Gene Ontology annotation, molecular function: RNA polymerase II cis-regulatory region sequence-specific DNA binding; protein dimerization activity; DNA-binding transcription factor activity, RNA polymerase II-specific. The record is from RefSeq and is a predicted model, not a curated record. The transcript is spliced from 3 exons. Gene Ontology annotation, biological process: regulation of neurogenesis; regulation of transcription by RNA polymerase II; anterior/posterior pattern specification.